AUGUUAAAAAUACACUUGUGCCAUAUUUUAAUUACAUUUUUUGUAUUUUUGUGCUUUUUAAACAGCAAUUUUUGUUUGGAAAGAGGUGACGAUUGCAAUGCGGAUGAUUUCGUGGGCGUCUGCAAGACUAUACACGAGUGUCCAUACGCCAUUUUUUUGGUUGAAGUUGAACUAAAAUAUCCGCCAAUGUGCAAAUGGGAAGAAAUGACUCCUAUUGUGUGCUGUGACGAUUGCAAUGUGAGUGAUGUCGUGGGCAUUUGUAAGAGCAUAUUUGACUGUCCAUAUGCAUUCCAUCUAGUUAAUGUCGAAGAAAAGAAACCUCCGAUGUGCAAAUGGGAAGAAACAACUAGAAUUGUGUGCUGCCCUACA
This is a messenger RNA of Brenthis ino (lesser marbled fritillary), 369 nucleotides long. The record is from the annotation of a GenBank genome assembly. Lineage: Eukaryota; Metazoa; Arthropoda; Insecta; Lepidoptera; Nymphalidae.